Molecule: messenger RNA, 6336 nt
Organism: Hemibagrus wyckioides
Lineage: Eukaryota; Metazoa; Chordata; Actinopteri; Siluriformes; Bagridae
Gene: csnk1g1
Product: casein kinase 1, gamma 1
Exons: 14
Coding region: 365-1762 (465 amino acids)
Biological process (GO): peptidyl-serine phosphorylation; endocytosis; positive regulation of canonical Wnt signaling pathway
Cellular component (GO): plasma membrane; cytoplasm; nucleus
Molecular function (GO): protein serine/threonine kinase activity; ATP binding
Source: RefSeq, a predicted model, not a curated record
GACCGGAAGUCGGUUUGGUUAGCGCUGGUUCACGUUACUUGGAGAACACUAAAGAAAAGGAGGAAAAGCAGCCGCUACCUAGAAGGACACGGGUUUGUUUUUUUAUUUUUUAAAUUAAGGAUAUUCCAAAUCAAGAAAACGUGGAAAGUCAAGAAAGCAACUGAGGCAACAGUUUUAUCCGUCCGACAUCAACAGCUCUAAUACAGCGGCCGUGGAAUGUGGUUGUCUACAGGUGCCUUCUUUUCUGCCUGGUAGUAGUGACGGGCACGGUGCGAGCGUCCCAUGAGCUUUGUGUCAGCCUGACGUGAGUGCUGUGGGCCCGGGCCUGUUUUCUCUGGAUCAGUGCACGUUCAGCACUGCAGUGAUGGAUCACCCCAGAGAUAAAGAAGGCGAGAGGUCGGCGAGGAGCAGCAAAGUGGCCCAGGGACGCAGCGGACACUCGCGGCCUUCCAGCUCCUCCACAUCCUCCGGCGUCCUCAUGGUGGGACCGAACUUCCGCGUGGGCAAGAAGAUCGGCUGUGGAAAUUUUGGUGAACUAAAACUCGGAAAGAACCUCUACACAAACGAGUAUGUUGCUAUCAAACUGGAACCUGUGAAAUCCAGAGCACCACAGCUCCAUUUGGAAUACCGGUUUUACAAAACAUUAGGGAGCACAGCGGAAGGCCUGCCCCAGGUGUACUAUUUUGGGCCAUGCGGGAAAUACAAUGCCAUGGUGCUGGAGCUGCUCGGCCCCAGUCUGGAGGACCUCUUUGACCUCUGUGACCGCACCUUCUCCCUCAAGACGGUCUUAAUGAUUGCCAUUCAGCUGAUCUCCCGCAUGGAGUAUGUGCACUCCAAGAACCUCAUCUACAGGGAUGUGAAGCCAGAGAACUUUCUCAUUGGACGGCAAGGGAACAAAAAGGAGCACAUCAUUCACAUCAUAGACUUUGGCUUAGCCAAAGAAUACAUCGACCCUGAAACCAAAAAACACAUUCCUUACCGGGAGCACAAGAGCCUCACGGGCACAGCGCGAUACAUGUCCAUAAAUACACACUUGGGGAAGGAGCAAAGUCGACGGGAUGACCUUGAAGCCUUAGGUCACAUGUUCAUGUACUUCCUCCGAGGCAGCCUUCCAUGGCAGGGACUAAAGGCCGACACGUUAAAAGAGAGAUAUCAAAAAAUCGGAGAUACAAAACGGAACACUCCUAUCGAAGUUCUCUGUGAGAACUUUCCAGAGGAGAUGGCUACGUAUCUGCGCUACGUCCGGCGGUUGGAUUUCUUCGAAAAGCCUGACUAUGAGUACUUGAGGACCUUGUUCACCGAGCUGUUCGAACGCAAAGGAUACACGUUUGAUUACACAUACGACUGGGUCGGCAGGCAAAUCCCCACGCUGGUCGGAUCCGUGCACGUGGACUCCGGAGCGUCAGCCGUGACACGUGAGAGCCACACACACCGAGACCGACCUUCCCAGCACCAACCUCUGCGGAACCAGACGGCCUCUUCCGACCGCAGAGGAGCAUGGGAGGUGCAGCCCAACCGGCAGGCCAACUCCUACCUGACCUCCCACCUGGCGUCGGACAGGCAUGGAGGCUCAGUGCAGGUGGUCAGCUCAACUAACGGCGAACUGAACGCAGACGACCAGCAGGCCCACUCCAACGCUCCCAUCACGGUGCAAGCAGAGGUGGAAGUGGUGGACGAGGCUAACUGCGUGAAAAUGCUCAACUUGUGGUGCUGCUGCUUCUUCAAGAGGAAGAGGAAAAAGAACACCGCUCGGCACAAAUGAUCCGUCACCCGCUCCACUCAGCCCAUUUUAAGAACGUUCAAUAAAGAAAUUUUAUUCAAAAGAAGACAACAAUGCCCUCAAUGAAUUGCCUCAAAGGGACCUGCCUGUGUGAGUGAGAGAGAGAGAGAACGGAAACAUGCACAUAUCGUGUGAAACGGAUGCAGGACUCAUGGACGGUUUUCUUGUAUCGGAAUAUACACACACAAACACACUUAUUUGGAUCUCUAAGCACUGGAACUCUAUCUCUAAGCAUUGCACUCCUUCAUGCUUCUUGUUUCGUUUCAUAUUUUUUUUGUUUUACGCCCCCCCCCUCUCCAUCCAUCCGUGAUGAGAGAGCCGGCUCUUUAAGGGAGCCCUCCAGGGUUCUGCCUUUGUGACAGACCCAGCAGCUCCAGAGGGGGGGAUUUUUUUAUUUUUUGGAGGGAGUCACUCUCAAACAGAGGAGCUUCAUCCACACUGGAGUUCAUAUAUCGAUCCAUUGCACCACCUGCUAGCUUUCACUACUCUCCUUUGUAUUUUCUGCUCCUCCUGACUGCGUGGUCAGAGCCUUUGAAAUUUUGCUAGCAGAGUUUGUGUAUCUAUUGGACAGGGUCAGCGUAAACCUCGUAAAAAAACAAAGCAAAAAGACAAAAAAAACAAACAAAAACGCUAACCGUCUUAACACAACAAAGCUAACAGGCCUUUCUUUGUGGACUCUGUAAAUGUGUGAAAUAAGCAGCCAAGUGUAAAGUGACAGCAUUGUAUUCAUGGCCUUCGACCCUCGUGCUGAUGCGAUGUGCUACCUGGCUCUGCUCUAAGGAGACGAGGAGAGCGUCCAGGUCUGUGGCGCUCAGUUCCACGGUCGAGAGCCUCAGCACACUCCCCAGUUCUACUGAAUGCUAUUUAAGCUGCUUGUUCUAAAGCACUCCACCCACACCGACCUGCCAGUCAGCCAGCCAGCCAGUCAUGCUGCUUUCUCCUCUUGUGAUAUAGUAUCGCUUUAACGUGAACCUGACUUUUCUAUUAGCUGGGAUUCAGAGCUGAACUCGCCAGUGAGACGCUCCGUGGUUCUCUUUGUAUCAAACGUUCUCACUGCGUUUAUUUGAUUUGAUUUGAUUUUUUUUUUUCCCUUGUAAGCGUCUUAUUUUUCUGAACCCAAUCCCUGGUUUAAACGUGGCGUUUCUUGUAUGUUUUUUUUUUUUACACUAUUAUUAUUAUUAUAAUUAUUAUUAUUAUUAUUAUUAUUAUGAUGCCAUAUAAAUGGAAACGAUUGCCGAAGAGAAUAAUUAUUUAAUGUGCCAGGGAGUAAUCCAGUCGGUCUGUGGGAGACUGAACAUUCUUUUAUGUCCCUAUAAUAUGUAUUUCUUCACGCCAUGCGUUUCUAUGUCUAUAUGAACAGAGCGUCAGAACGGUGUAACGGUUAAUAGGAAGCUUGCUAACGUUCGUAACGUGUAAUAAUGGCUGUUUAUGAAGUGUUUCCUUGCCUCGUAGCAGUUUCAGUGACCAGUGUCCGAUCCGGAUAGUUUUUUUUUUUUUUUUUUUUAAAGGGAUCAUGCAAACUGACGAUGGUAACUCGAGUGCUGUCUUAGAGAAGCCUCUCAAACUGCCACUGCUAAAUAUCCUCAUCUUAAUGCCUUAACUAACACUAGACAGCAGGGCUGCGGUUCUGCGUUAAGACACUACGGAACUCUUCUCUCGCCUUUUGUUAAUGUAGUACUUUCAGUCCCUCUUACAAGAAACGUAUAUAAAAUCCGAAUUAAACCGACUCCAAAUCUGUGACUGCUGGGUAUUGUUCAGCCUCACGUCACUUUUCCGUUCCCUCCCAAAUCGGUCUUGAGCGGCUCCGUCACGGGCAGGCCUGUGAUCUCUUAACCGUAGGAUGAGGCCACCCUUAGAGCCCAUUUUAGUAUCUAGCUUCAGUUCUGGAGAGCUUUACCACACCUGAUUUAACGUGCAAAAGGUCUGGAGUGCGAAUCCGAAUCAGGUUUGUGAAACUGUGUGCUGCUCCAGAAAUGGAGUUAGACAAUCCUUUUCGUCAAUUAAUUUGUACCUAAGGUGUUUUCUUUUCUCCCCUGUUCAGAACAUGGCUUAUUGGCCCAAAUCCCAUAUAGUGAGUCCAUGCUUUUUGUGAUUAAUUUUAAAAUGUAUAGUAAAUGUGAAUUGAAAUGAUAUACCCUCUUUUUUUUUCUUUCUUUUUUUUUUUCCCCCCCCCAUUACCAGGCCAUACAGAAUUUGGGAAGAAAGACAGACAGACAGAGAGAGAGAGAGAAUUCAUGGAUAAACGUGAACCGCACUACACUUUCACUACCUUUAGUCUCCUCUUUAACCUUCGAAGAUCUUUUAGCCAGUUUGAGAAACCGGUGAGUUAUGAGCUUUGAAUUUUGACCACUGAUGAUAUUUCUAGAAAAUUCCGAUCCAGUAGCAUAAAUAAUAAUCUCUCGAAAUACAGCGUGGACUAAAGAAAACGUGACCUCCUUUUACACGGACCAAAAGAACAGUAAAAGGGGAUGAUCUCGAUUGCGGAAUAUUUCAGAAAAAAUAUACGAGCAUUCGUCGUCGUCUUGUUGUUUUUUUGAAUGAUGCUAUGAGGAGCGAAGUCCCUGCCGGACGAAACCCCGACGCCCUUGCAGCUGAGAAACGGAUGUCGCUCGGUGUUUGUGGGAACUGAGUAUCAAGGACGGGCAGCUUGCCAUCGAACCAGUGUGUAUGCAACAUGCAUUGUGAGCAAUAUUUCAGAUUUGCUUAUCUAGAGGUUUUUUUUUGUUUUGUUUUUUUCUUGUUGUAUCUCGCACUCGUCCUGUGUAACUCGAGUCACAUCAGUUGUAAAUUAUUAUUUUUCUUUGGAAAGUACUUGAAUCCUACUCGCUCUGUUGGCACCGAAUCUCUCCCAGUAGUGUCUAAGGAGAGGCUUCUUUCUUAUUUUUUAUUUUUAUUUAAACUGUUGUUUCUUGUAUUUGCAUAUGAUGUGCCUCCACACGAAUGUUUGGUGGGAGUUUAGUGGGUGUUUUGUUUUUUGUUUUGUUUUUAUUUGGACGGGUGCUGCUUGCUGCUGUCGGGUGUGCCUGUGCGCUCGCUUAAGGGAGAACGACUUGUGCAAGAAGACGACGAGUCUGUACACUUCUUCUCCUUCUAUCCCACGCUCUUCCAUUUCUUUCUGCCAGGUUUUCAGAGUUUUAGGGUGGUAGUAUCUUGUCUGUAUGCUGCACAUCCUUGCUAGGUUUUGUUUUGGUUUUUUUGCCCAGAUUUGGGAUCAGUGUUAUUAAAUUUGGGUAAAGGUUCAAGAUGAAUACCAUUUUUUUUGUUUUGUUUUGUUUUUGUCUUCUUUUUUUUGUUUGAUUUUGUAAAAAAAAAAAAUCAAAAUGGAGGAAAUGUCAUUAGGUUGGGAAAUGUUUUUUUUUUGUGUGUGGCAAAGGGAGCCAUCUGCUGACCAGUUUCACUAAAAUGGGAUCUAUUUCUUUUCCUUUCAACACUAAACACUGAAAUCCUCGACGUUUUUACCGAGACGUCGUUCCUUUAUUUUUUAUUUUUAUUUUUAUUUUUUUUACCGGACUCUCGGCCGAAUCCGGCGUAAAGACUGACUACUAGCCGAUUUCAAAACGCAGCCGCUUUUCACCCUAGUCAUACUUUCCAUGACGAGGUGGUUGAAUAAACAGUGAUUUAUCCUCAGAAGAAGGUCAGAAAUGAAUGAAAUGCUCAAGGAUGUCUUAAUAGUCGUCAUGUUUGCAUCACCGUAGUCUCAUAAAAGGGAUCAAAUGAGCAAUUGUAAAUCGUUAGAUUAGAGGAUUUCUGCAGUCGAUCCAGUGCGUGGCCUCGGAUUAGGGACGCAGCGGUGAAUCCAGCGAGCUGGGACGUACCGCCUGGGCAUGAACUUUCUGUUCGUACAGCUUGUGUAAAAUCCCAGCCUUAAACCUGCAAGUAUUUUCUAGCUUUUUUAUUUCUUCUUCUUCGGAUCGCCAUUGCUGUCACUCAUCGUCGGUUAUAAAAUCUGUGUGAAAUUUUAAUGUGAACAAAUUCUAGAUCUGCUUCAUGAAACGGCACAUCCUUCAACAAAGUUCAGAUUGAACACCGCUACGAUUUUCAUCCGUGUUUUAUCACUACAGGUUGUUUUUUUUUUCCUCUCGCAGUAUUUCAGAAAAGAUUCUGUGCAACACUUUGGAUUAUUAUUAUUUUUUUGUUUCUAUCCAAGUAAUGAAAGUAUAACUUGUACAGUACUGUAAUCCCCCCUUUCCGGUUCUGGUUCUAUUUAAAACGAAGAAGAAGGAAAACAAAUCCUCUCAUGCAUUGAAUCUGAAGUCAUAAGUCUAUGCUGAAUUAUGAAUGUUAAUGCAUCUGAAUGGUUUCGUUUAGUCAAGGGCUUUCGAUCGGGAGGGACCCAUCCCUUUUAGUUUUGUUUCGUUUUCCCACUUGUGUUUUUCUUUCUUUUCUUUUUUUUUUUUUUUUUUGCAGAAAGAUAAAUGUCUUAAAGGCUAUUUUUCCUGAGGAGUUAUAUGAAGUACCACAUUUAACCUUUCAAAUACAAUUUUUAUUCCCUCCACUCUUAAAGGGAAAAUCAAGUUUGCACCCUUUUUUAUGUAAAAUAAAGGAAAUUGUCUCAA